Messenger RNA from Anopheles moucheti, 4057 nucleotides. RefSeq names its product thioester-containing protein 1 allele S3-like. The record is from RefSeq and is a predicted model, not a curated record. Lineage: Eukaryota; Metazoa; Arthropoda; Insecta; Diptera; Culicidae. The coding region runs from base 44 to 4057 and encodes 1337 amino acids. Gene Ontology annotation, molecular function: endopeptidase inhibitor activity. Gene Ontology annotation, cellular component: extracellular region. The transcript has 12 exons.
CACCAUCUGAAGCAGACGCAACUUCGCACAACGCUCGAACAUCAUGUGGCAGUUCAUAAGGUCACGAAUACUUACGGUGAUAAUCUUCAUAGGAGCUGCUCAUGGAAUACUGGUUGUGGGCCCCAAAUUCAUUCGGGCCAACCAGGAUUACACGGUUGUGAUCAGUAACUUCAACUCGAAUGUGAGCAAAGUGGACCUGAUGCUACAGGUGGAAGGCCGAUCCAAUGAUGACAUGAGUGUGCUGAACUUAACGGAGACGGUUGAUGUGCGACGAAACAUGAACAGGAUGAUCACCUUCAAUAUGCCUGCGGACUUAUCAGCUGGGAAUUACACAUUCACAAUCGACGGACAGAGUGGCUUCAGCUUUCACGAGCAAGCCGAUUUGGUGUUCCUCGGUAAAUCUGUAUCUGGUUUAAUACAGACCAAUAAACCCGUAUUCACGCCGGGAGAUACGGUUAAGUUUCGUGUGAUAGUGCUAGACUCUGAUCUGAAGCCUCCGGAACUGGUGAAAACAGUUCACGUAACGAUCCGCGAUCAAGAUGGCAAUGAGAUCGAGAAGUGGCCAUCGGCAAAACUUCACGCCGGAGUGUUCGAGAAUGAUCUGCAACUCGCGCCAACGGCAAUGUCUGGAAUGUGGAACAUCACGGUGCAGAUGGACGGAGAAGAGCUCGUCUCGAAACCGUUUGAGGUGAAGGAGUACGUGUUGCCAUCGUUUGAUCUUGAGGUACUAGCAUCAGUAAUUCCUCUGGAGGUACAUCAAGGUUUGAAUCUGACGAUAGCAGCCAACAACUAUCGGCGAAAACCUGUGAAGGGGUUGGUCAAGGUAGAACUUUACUUGGAAAAAGACGUGCUAGACCAGGAAAUAGAGUUUGAAAUGUACGGCAUAAAGCAGAUGAAGCUGCCGUUCGUUGACCGCUUUGAGGUGCACGAGGAUCAAAAAGAUGUGUUAUUGAAGACGACCCUUAUUGAGCAGCACACAAAUCGCACCGUAGUGAAAGAAUCUCGGAUCACUGUGUACAAACAUGCUUACCGUGUGCAAUUGAUAAAGGAAACGCCGCCGUUUCUACCAGGGCUACCAUUUAAAUGUGCGCUUCAGUUCCGAUACCACGAUGGAACACCUGCCCAAGGUAUCAGCGGGAAGGUGGAGAUACUGGAUAUUGGAUACGAAGCAACUGCAACUAGUGACAAGGACGGUUUGAUCAAACUGGAGUUAAACUCAAGCGAUAGUGUGGAUUCGAUGUACAUAAACUUUUAUAAAGAUGAUGGAUUCUACUUUUAUGAAAGGGUGGUUAAAGAUCAUGCCGUGCCAAAUGCCUACAUCAAACUGGAAUUAAGAUCUCCCAUUCUGGUGAACCGUUUAUUGCAAUUUAUGAUUACGUGCAGCAAUCCUGUGACUUUCUUCACGUACUUCAUAGUGUCCAAAGGGAACAUCGUAGAUUCUAGUACAAUAAGACCGACGAAUCAAAACAAAUAUAACAAAUAUGUCUUUCGGUUGAUCGCCUCGGAGAAGAUGUCUCCUAAGGCAAAAAUUAUCAUAAUGACUGCAGUGAACGGUGUAGUCGUCUACGACUAUGUGGACAUCAAUUUUGAAGACCUCCGGAACAAUUUUGUUGUGAGAAUAGAUAAGCAGAAGGCAGAACCGGGACAACAAAUCGAGCUGCACAUGUCUGGACGACCGGGAGCAUACGUGGGAUUGGCCGCAUACAACAAAAGAUCGACGUUCCGCAAUGAGGACCAUGAAUCUUUCUGGGAUGACAUUAUGCGAAUGUACGGUGGACACGAUUCGAACGCUGAGAACGUGAAAGAAGACAAAUUUCGCAGCAUGGGACUGUUCGUUCGGACGUUGAAUGACAUGAAGUUCAAUGAAGCCCACGGCAUGGCGGCACGUUACGAGUUGCAGAUAAACAAUCCGAUCCCCAAGUCAGAGCCAAAGCUGAGAAGCUUCCCAGAGUCGUGGCUAUGGCAGAACGUUUCUAUUGGAAGAUCUGGAUUGCAGAGGAUGAAUGCGACAGUGUCAGAUACGAUCACAUCCUGGUACUUGACGGGAUUCUCCAUCGAUCCGGUGUACGGUUUGGGCAUCAUCAGAGAGCCGAUCCAGUUCACAACGUUUAAGCCGUUCUACAUCGUGGAGAGUUUACCGUCCUCGAUCAAACGAUAUGAAGCAGUCGAGCUGCAGUUCACACUGUUCAACCUUCUUGAGGAGGAGUACAUCGCUGAUGUGACGUUGUACAAAGUGGACGAUCAGAUGAGGUUCGUUGACCAACCUCUGGAAGAAUCAACUUACAUCAAAUCCGUCAGCGUUCCGUCGAAGGUUGGGGUACCAAUCUCAUUUUUAGUUAAAGCUUUAAAGCUCGAAGCGAUAGUGGUGCGAGUAGAGGCCACGAUCGAGUUGACUAAGUCAAGGCGACUAACGGACGCACUGGAGAAGGUGAUCCGAGUUACGCCAGAAAGUUUGUUACACGCAAGGGAGGAUUCUCGGUUUUUCUCCUUCGAUACAUACCAAAAUAAAACCUUCCGGAUGAACUUGGAUGUCCACAAGAAGGCUGAUAAUGGUUCGCAAAAGAUUGAGAUCCGACUGCGACCCAACCUGCUUACUGAUGUAGUCGGUAACUUGGAUGAAGUACGUAAACCUUCGUCUGAUUUUCUAGAGGAGAUCAUGGUUUGGUUUGUGCCAAACAUCAUGAUGCUUGACUACUUGCAUGCUAUUGGCUCGAAGGAAAAGGAUCUGAUCGAUAAAGCUACUGAUCUUUCGUACCAAGGCUAUAGAAAUCUAACGAAUUUUUACAAGCCGGAUGGUUCGUUUGUAGCGUGGAAUCGUGAAGGCCACUUGUUCCUUACCACCUUCGCUGCAAAGGCGAUGCAAACAGCGUCGAAGUACAUAACCGAGUUUGAUGCGAGUAUGCUUGAGACGACUUGCGGUUGGCUUGCCUGGAAGCAGCACGGUUCGGGAAGGUUCGAUGAGUUCAGUAACGUGGUGCACAUGACUUUGCGAGGUGGUUUGUAUGACAGCAUCCCAUUGACAUCGUACGUGGUGACGGCGCUGCUAGAGAACGAGUACGCCAGAAUGAAGCACGCGGUUGUGAUUGAAAAGGCAAUGGCCUAUCUAAGCGGCAAGGUGGAAACUAUCGAAGAUCCUUACCAGCUAGCAAUUGUGACCUAUGCAUUUAUGUUGAAUGAACACAAGCUGAAGGAUGUGGCCAUCGGAAGGUUGAUCAACAUGUCUAUCAUCACUAAAAAUGGCAAAGAAAAGUACUGGGAGACAGAUAACGGCGUAGAAACAACGGCUUACGCCCUAUUAUCUUACGUGCUGGCGGAGAAGUAUGUGGAAGCUAUUCCGUUGAUGCGUUGGCUGGUGAACCAAAACUUCGUUAAAGAAAGCUACCAACACGUGCAGAGUACCUACGUGGCACUGAAGGCACUAACAAAGUUGGCGGAAAAACUAUCUCCUUCGCGAAACGACUACGCGAUAGAGGUGAAAUACAACCAACCUUCGUCAACCACAACAACGCUCCCGAAACAAACCCUCAUAAACUCACAACAACUCGACGUCAUCAAAUAUGAAAAUAUACCACAGGACACACGGUGGGUAGAAGUCACCGUGGCAGGAGUUGGGUCGGGUAUGCUGGAGGUGAUCUAUCAGUACAGCUUAAAUCUAGUCUACUUUGCGAACCGAUUCGUGCUUGAUGUGGAGAGACAAAAUACAACUUCCGACUAUGAACUGCAGCUGAAUGUAUGUGCUAGUUUUAUUCCAACAUGGUCUGACCAAAGUUCAACCGUUGCGGUGAUCGAGGUGACCUUCCCCAAUGGGUACGUAGUCGAUCAGUAUCCGGUCAGCAGAGAACAGAGUGAAAUAAUGGAAGUUGCUGUUAGGUUUGGUGGCACAUCCGUGUAUGUGUACUAUGACGGAAUGGAUGAGGAACGAAAAUGUUUCACCGUCAACGCUUAUCGGCGGGGCAAUGUGACUAUGAAACAUCCAGGAUAUGUAAUCGCCUACGAUUUGUACAAUCAACAUUUCAAUGCCAUUAAAUCGUACGACGUAGACAAGCAGGAUGCGUGA